AAGAUGUGACUUGUCGGGUUGAUGGGCUGAGCUUACAGUAAUUGGGCGGGCGGCCAGCUUUGGAAGCCAUCACGACGUUUGUAAGUGGCGGGGUUACUGUUGGUAGUUGUUACGGUAAUAGAGAUAGUUGGGACGCAGUAGAUACUCGGUAUAUUUCUCGAGAUAAGCUUCUUAACUUGGGUUAUUGAUGCCCAGGUCACGUUCGACACUUUUGUCCGUUGUUCGUCAAGGUGUCGUGGCAGGUGGGAUGGAGGGACAAUCCGACGUCAUUUGUGGCGGUGGAAUGUGGCUUGUUGCCGUGUUUCCUCACCCAAGUUCCCCAGCACUCCUUGUCGCAGACCCACUUCCUGCAAGCCAGGGUGGCCCACUCGCCCCUCCAUCUCUUGGUGUCUCGGUCGAUCUGCGCUGGCAGACUGCCCGUGGAGACGUCCUGCAAGCUUCAACUCAAUUCAGGGGUCCUGUUCCUCUGGAUAUGCACCUUUUUUCUCCCGAUACGCAAGGGUAUUUUCGAUGGCUUGGUGGCUGGAUUCAAUCAUUCCUCCAGGCGUUUAUCGUGUCACCACUUCAUUGGGGUGAUUCGAUGGGUUUGCCGCUUUGGGCCUGUUUCAGGGCGCCUCCAUGCCCUCCGACCGACCGCAGUGGACCUCCAACUAACGGCGGCGGCCUAGUGGCAGUCGCUCACUUGAUAUGUGUCACUGCUGCCCAAUGCCCAAUCGUCACACUACCCCCCGUUAACCUCAGAUGGAAGGCACGCUCCCUACUUCGUACCCACGCGGGCUUUGAAGCCUGACAAUUGUGAGUCCACCCAAACUGGUACUGAGGCGUGCCAUUCUUCCCAUGUUGGGUUGGUGCCUGCUUGUGUGUCAACUUGGCGUGGAAGUCCCCCCCCUCCAUUCAACAAAAUUAGCCUGGCCCGGCCGCCCCUCCUCAUUUCCAACCACGCCCGCCACGGUCUCUUAAAUAUCGAACCUCCUUCGUUUCGGAUUCAUCUUUACAUCUAUCAACUGCUUUGGACGCAUCCUCGCCUUGUCAUCGCAUGCUCUCGAUCCCACCGCUAUCCCUCGCCCUCGCCUCCCUCUUUGCUUCCAAUUUCCGUCUUUGAGGGCUUAAUUUGGCUUCCUUUGCCCCGCCAUU
Messenger RNA from Chaetomium fimeti, 1134 nucleotides. RefSeq lists its product as uncharacterized. The transcript has a single exon. The record is from RefSeq and is a predicted model, not a curated record. NCBI's taxonomy places the organism in Eukaryota, Fungi, Ascomycota, Sordariomycetes, Sordariales, Chaetomiaceae. Bases 188 to 790 code for a protein of 200 amino acids.